UGUACAUAGAACGUGAAGUUUCAUCACGUGAUAUGGACGUCUCGCCUCUUAUGUGGUUGUACGUUUUGUUAUAAAAACAAAUUACGACAUUCGUCCACUCUCCAGGAUAUUCUUGUCACUGGUACCGUGAGUUUGCUACUCUAAGCAACAAUCAUGAGGGUCUCCACAAGCAAACUCCAGCAGAUGGCCAUCUACACCACCUUGUUGACUGGUGCUGGAUGCGGCACAAUGUAUUACCUUCUGCAAAAGAACUUCUCACGGUCGGACUACCACCGUCUUGCCCUGGAGCAGCUGAAAGCCAACCAGACAGCCAUGGACAGUCUGGGAGCACCACCCCUGAAGGUCCACAACAUCCACCUGUCUGACCGACACAACCGGGUGGAACCUUACACGGCUGAGAUCAAAAUCCCAGUGACAGGAUCUAAAGAUGGUGGCUACCUCUACACAUCCUCAGUAAGAGACCCCCAAACACUUGGGUGGAAUUUAACGCAGGCAGUGCUGCAGCUUAGAGAGGGUCAGCGUAUUGACCUUCUCACAUUCACACCACCGCCAAAUAAGACAGAAGGACUUGAGACAGGCAACUGGUCCUCCUGAUCUGCUCACCAGUCACCAAAACUACAGUGUGAUGAAGGUAGAACUGCUACAAUUGUCCCCAUGUCAUCAGGCAUGGUGUCGCCAUAGUUUUAUGAAUUGAAGUGUCAUAGUCAUAUUUGAAAAAAGCACCAGAGUGCAGUGCGGGACACUUAUUUAGACAAAAGGGCAUACACAAGCUGCCUCUUGGUUUGGAAUAACCACAGUAAUGUUGAUGAUUUGACCAAUGUUUAUCGAUGCUACUGUGUACAUAACAUUUACAUACAGGGAAAAUGAAAAAAGUGCUACGUCCAUAAAAUGUCAUGCAUAUUCAAUUUGCUCAGCGCUGUCCUGAGUAAAAUGUUCAUCCUACUGGUGAGAAUGAAAGGACAAUAACAGAGCAGCAAUUGUGUCAUAUGCAGUGGUAAAAAAACAACAGCGUAUUCCUAGUAUAACAUUUCUCCAGAUGAAUAAUGUAAAUUGGCAGUGUUGGGGAAGCUGGGGAAGCUAGUCUGAAAAGAGUUUACCAGCCACCAAUUACUUCACACUGGAAGAGGUUAAGUAAACUAUAUUACUCAAUCUGCAAUGGCAUAGAAUAUAAAUAGCAAGAACAGAUAACUCUGUAAUAAGAUGUUAACAGAACGUGUAAUUUAUCCUAUUAAACACAACAAAAAAUGUUGUUUCAGGUGAGAAUUAGCCAGGUCUGAAAAUUAAGGAAAUUCUUGCCUACUUCACCCAUAUUUUAUUUUUGCAAAAAAGAGUAGUGUUUCAUUCCAUUAGUUACCUACACCACUAGAUGGCAAUAAAGUAAUUAACUAUUGAAAACACUACAAAUAUUUGAAUUUAGUUGCACUACCACAAUGUGCAAAAUGUAGUUUAAUUACUAACUGAACCACAUUUAGUUCAGUACACCCCAACACUGGUAAUUGCUUAGUCCAAAGCCAUAUCUUAAUAUCCAUCACUUGAGAAACAUUUAGGCAAUGGUUCCAGUUGUACUGUACAGUAUCUGAACAACCAGAAAUGUUGUCUCCCAAGGAGGUAUUGUUCUAUGUUUUCAGAUUGAUUUAUUCGGAUGUGACAUUUUACAGUGAAAAUGAGAUCUUUAAAACGUGGAAAAUAAACAGUCAAAUGGCUUUAUACAAGUUAUGAUAGCAAAAUAAAUUGUACUUGUGAAUUCUGAACAUACUGUAUGAACAUUAGGAAAAUAAUGGCAAAUAAGCUAAACAUGAACCACAAUAUUAAACAGAAAGUGAAAGAAUGGGGAACCAAACAAACAACGUCAGAAGUUGAAUUCAUUGAAAUGCAAUGCAGGCAAACAGAGAUAUAUUUUGGUUUGUGGAGUACAGACAGUGUGGUGUGGUAAACAAUAUACAAUCAGUAAAGAGUCCAUCUACAGUAGAAGUGCUCAUACCCAUCUAUCAGAAGAUUAUCUUCUGUAGGGAGCUGAAUGACUCCUCGAACCUGAAUCGCUUGGAGACGGCCUUCGCAUCCUGAGACAGUCUCUGUGUCGGGCAUCAUCAUUUUGCAUUAUCCUAUGGUGUAGGCAGCCACUACUAUCAACUCAUAAACAAACAUGAAAAUGCACAUCCUGAGGCUGUGUUCCUAGUGGCCAGUGAUUUUAAUGAAGGGAAACUGAAAUCAGUUUGACCCCAUUUCUACCAGCAUGUCACCUGUGCAACCAGAGGCGACAAAACUCUAGACCACUUUUACUCCAGAAAUGCAUACGAAGCUCUCCCCUGCCCUCCCUUCAGCAAAUCUGACCAUAACUCUAUCCUCCUGAUUCCUGCUUACAAGCAAAAACUCAAACAAGCAGGAAGUACCAGAGUGGUACAGAAGUGGUCUGACAAAGCAAAGUAGCUGACUAAGCUACCAAACUGUUUUGCUAGCAAAGACUGGAAUAUGUUCCAAAUUAAUCUGAUAACAUUGAGCUCUUUAACACAUCAGUCAACGGCUUCAUUAAUAACUGCAUCAACGACGUCAUCCCCACAGUGAACGUACAUAUACAGUGCAUUCGGAAGGUAUUCAGACCCGUUGACUUUUUCCACAUUUUGUUACAUUACAUCCUGAAUCUACACACAAUAACCCAUAUUGACAAAGCAAAAACAGUAUAGACAUUUUUGCAAGUGUAUAAAAUAAAAUAGAACAUCACAUUUACAUAAGUAUUCAGACCAUUUACUCAAUACUUUGUUGAAGCAGCGAUUACAGCCUCGAGUCUUCUUGGGUAUGAUGCUUCAAGCUUGGCACGCCUGUUUUUGGGGAGUUUCUCCCAUUCUUCACUGCAGAUUCUCUCAAGCUCUGUCAGGUUGGAUGGGGAGCGUCUCUGCACAGCCAUUUUCAGGUCUCCAGAGCUGUUCAAUCGGGUUCAAGUCCGGGCUCUGGCUGGGCCACUCAAGAACAUUCAGAGACUUCUCCUGAAGCCACUCCUGUGUUGUCUUGGCUGUGUGUUUAGGGUCGUUGUCCUGUUGGAAGGUGAACCUUCACCCCAGUCUGAGGUCCUGAGUGCUCUGGAGCAGGUUUUCAUCAAGGAUCUCUCUGUACUUUGCUCUGUUCAUUUUUCUCUCAAUCCUGGCUAGUCUCCCAGUCCCUGCCGCUAAAAAACAUCUGCAUAGCAGGAUUCUGCCACCACCAUGCUUCACUGUAUGGAUGAUGCCAGGUUUCCUCCAGGUGUGAUGCUUGGCAUUCAGGCCAAAGAGUUCAAUCUUGGUUUCAUCAGACCAUAGAAUAUUUUUUCUCAUGGUCUGAGAGUCCUUUAUGUACCUUUUGUUAAAUUCUAAGCGACCUUUCAUGUACCUUUUACUGAGGAGUGGCUUCCGUCUGGCCACUCUACCAUAAAGGCCUGAUUGGUGGAGUGCUACAGAGAUGGUUGUCCUUCUGGAAGGUUCUCCCAUCUCCACAGAGGAACUCUGGAGCUCUCUCAGAGUGGCCAUCUCCCUGACCAAGGCCCUUCUCCCCCGAUUGCUCAGUUUGGCCAGGUGGCUAGCGCUAGGAAGAGUCUUGGUGGUUCCAAACAUCUUCCAUUUAAGAAUAAUGGAGGCCACUGUGUUCUUGGGGACCUUCAAUUCUGCAGAAAUGUUUUGGUACCCUUCCCCAGAUCUGUGCCUCAACACAAUCCUGUCUCAGAGCUCUGGACAAUUCCUUCAACCUCCCUCAUUGCUUAGUUUUUGCUCUGACAUGCACAGUGUCACUGUAGGACCUUGUGUAGAAAAGUGUGUGCCUUUCUAAAUAAUGUCUAAUCAAUUGAAUUUACCACAGGGGGACUCCAAUCAAGUUGUAGAAACAACUCAAGGAUGAUCAAUGGAAACAGGAUGCACCUAAGCUCAAUUUCGAAUCCCAUAGCAAAGGGUCUGAAUACUUAUUUAAAUAAGGCAUUUCAAUUGUAAUUUUUUUACUACAUUUGCAAACACCUGUUUUCACUUUGUCGUUAUGGGGUAUUGUGUGUAGAUUGAGGGAAACAUUUAUUUAAUACAUUUUAGAAUAAGGCUGUAAUGUAACAAAAUGUGGAAAGGGGGAAGCGGUCUGAAUACUUUCUGAAUGCACUGUAUCCCAAUCAGAAGCCAUGGAUUACAGGCAAUAUCCGCACUGAUCUAAAGGCUAGAGCUGCCGCUUUCAAGGAGCGGGACACUAAUUUGGAUGCUUAUUAGAAAUCCCGCUACGAACUCCGACAAGCCAUCGAACGGGCAAAGCAUCAAUAUAAGACUAAGAUUGGAUCCGACUACGCCGGCUCUGACGCUCGUCGGAUUUGGCAGCGCUGCAAACUAUCACGGAUUACAAAGCUGCCCAGACGAGAUAAAUACCUUCUAUUCCCGCUUCGAGGCAUGCAAAUAUGAACCAUGCAUGAGAGCACCAAGACCUUCAAACAGGUUAACCUUCACAAGGCCGUGGGUCAGACGGAUUACCAGGACACGUACUCGGAGCAUGCGCCGACCAACUGGCAAGUGUCUUAACUGACAUUUUCAACCUCUCCCUGACCCAGUCUGUAAUACCUACAUGUUUCAAGCAGACCACCAUAGUCCAUGUGCCCAAGGACGCCAAGGUAACCUGUCUAAAUGAUUAUUGCAACCCACACACUCACAGAUACGUACACUGACUCUCCAACACACACACACAUGCAUAUUGACGCCACUCACACACAGUUUUGUUUUUCUAUCCUUUUGGCGACCAAAAAAUGUGUUCACUUUCAAAAAUCCUAUUUUCCCCUUAGCCUAACACUAUACCUAACCCUAACUUCUAAACCUAACCCCCAACCUUAACCCUAAUUGUAACCCUAAAUCAAGUCAAAUGUAUUGGUCACAUUUGUUUUAAUGAACCUGAGCCUAAAAUAUAAUUUUUCCUCAUCGGGACUGGCGAAAUGACCCUACUUCUCAGAAUUUUCCUUUGAGGACUUCUGGUACCCACAAGGAUAAUGAAACAAAAAAACACACACACACACACACACUUUUACACUGCACAUUGACUCUGUACUGGUACUGCGUGUAAUAUAGCCUUGUUAUUGAUAUCAAUUGUGUUAUUAUUUUCGAAUGUUAUUUUCUUACUUUUAACGCUGCAUUGUUGGGAAAGGUCUCGUAAGUAAGCAUUUCACAGUAAAAGUAUACAACUGUUGUAUUUGGCACAUGUGACAAAAGGUAGUUCCGCGCUAUUUACUACCGAAGUGAGAAAAUGCUCAUAAUCUAUUGUAUUGUAGAUGUCUCUGACCAAAUAGUAUGAGAUAAAUUCAAUUCACAAUGA
This is a messenger RNA of Oncorhynchus keta (chum salmon), 5295 nucleotides long. RefSeq names its product cytochrome c oxidase assembly factor 1 homolog. The transcript has 5 exons. Bases 154 to 594 code for a protein of 146 amino acids. The record is from RefSeq and is a predicted model, not a curated record. NCBI's taxonomy places the organism in Eukaryota, Metazoa, Chordata, Actinopteri, Salmoniformes, Salmonidae. Gene Ontology annotation, cellular component: mitochondrial inner membrane. Gene Ontology annotation, biological process: mitochondrial respiratory chain complex I assembly; mitochondrial respiratory chain complex IV assembly.